AGGUCGCCAAGCGUACAUCCGUUUUAACUUUUGUGAGGAGAUCUUGUUGAGUUACAUUCCUAAUUUCUUAAAUAAUUAUGUCGGCGCAACAGUUAAGCGGAAAGCGUUUAAUUGGAGUAGCUAUAGAUGGAAGUAAACAAGCUGAAGCGGCAUUUAAUUAUUUGUUGGAUCUUCAUUGAGCUGAGGACAAGUUGCCAUAAAACCCCAAAUAAUUUGAUUAAAGAUGUUAAAGGAACCAUCAAAGAUGAUUCAGACGCUAUGGACUGUUUGUACAAAGAAGGACGGGACUUCAUUGUUUUAAUCCAUUGUGGGGAGUACAAUGUAUCCACUGGGAUGCCUGGAGCUUUCUCCAAAGUGGACGAAAUCUGUGCACAGAUGAAGAAGAAGGAAGAUGAAAUUUCGUCCCUGAUUUCAAAAUACACGCAGGUGCUACGAGAAAAAGGAAUCCCAGGCCGUGUAUGCAAGUGUGGUGGGAAACCAGGUGAAGAGAUCAUCAAAGCAUGCACGACCGAGAAUGUUUCUCAGUUGGUGAUGGGAACCCGAGGCCUGGGCACCAUCCGCCGCACCUUCCUCGGCAGUGUCAGCGAGUACUGUAUACACCACACCAACAUACCCAUCACAAUAGUUCCUGUCAAGUAAAGAAAAACGGAGAUUGUAUCUACAAAUCUUGUCACUUCUCAUAGUUUUUCACUGAUGUUUCAUAGCGAUAGCGAGAGGACGAGAUGCUUUAUUCUGGUAUGAGAUUGGAACUCGCCUUUCUUCCUCGUCACAAAGUCUACUUUAUGCAUGAUUAAUAUAUUAGUUAGAGAAUUAAUAGUUGACUGUGUUCAAAAUGGACAGUUGAUGUUUAAUUACCACUGACAGGCCUUUAAUUAGUUGUGAUUAAAAUGAACCAGGCAAGAGAUGGUGGUGGUUUGAAUUUUGUUUUAUUUGAUGGUACUCGGAGAAAAUUAUGAAAAGAACUUGUUUUGGACAAUGAAUAAUAACCAGAUUUUAUCUGACCAAAAAAAAAAGACUACUUUUUGUGGAGAUUAUUUAGAUUGUUAAAUAUUUGGAAAUUAUAUAAUUAUAAUAUUUAAUCUUGAGUUAUUUUUGAUCAUAUGCAUGUAAUUAUUAGUAUAAUCCUUUUUUCUGUUUUAUCGCACCCAUGCAAUCUAACCCAUAUUUUAGUACAUUAUUAUUAAUUAUUAAUAUUUAUUCUUAAUCUACAUUCCAGUUUAACCAAUACAAGAGAUCCUUUCAGAAACUGUUUGAAAUACAUGUAUAACCAUUAGCCAUGUUUAACCAGAAUAAAAAUGCAGAAAUAAUAUUGCACAGUGUAUUUAAAUUAAAAUUUUGAAUUUAUUUUAAAGGUCGUUUAAAUGGCAGCAGUAACCAUACAAAAGUCCAUUUGAAUUCAAAUGUUAGAUAGCUAAAUAUAAAUGUUCUAGACUCUUGGAGUAUAAAAUAAAGUAAAAUCAGUUUAUAAAAUAAAAUAUUGCUAUAGAGGAUGUUAGAAACUGACCUUUUUUGAGAUGUCUCAUAUAUAGGUUAAAAUAUAUGCAUUAAUGUUAUGCUGAAGGCACAUAUCAAAUGAGAAGUGCCUUUCAAGGACAGGUGGUUGUAAUCUUUGUUUAUGUAUGACUGCAUAUCUUCAACAUGGAUACAGUGUGACUGAGAUCACUUUUAAAAUGUUUUUUAUAAUCGAAAUGACUCGUAAAACUCAUCCCAUGUUUGUUUUUUUUAAUUUUAAUUUUAAUUUUCUUUCUUUGAAUACAAACUGUACAGGAAAUAAAUUAUUUCUGCUGAUUGCAUCGAAUGGAAAUCAUUUGAAUGCUUUGUUUGCUGCAAACAUGUUUGUAUAUUAAAUUUUACUGGAAGAAGUAUUUCAAGUGGUUUUUGGGUGGGGUUUUUUAAAGUAAUAUUAUAAUUAAUUAUUGUUUUUUUUUUAAGUUUGCUUCUCCAUAUUUGUAAAGUUUUGUAUUUUGGGACCAGCAACCACUGUUUCAAGGCCAUCGAAAAUGAUUAAGAUACGAAAAGGUCCUUACAAGUACAAUAUUUUUAAUAUCAUUAUUGAUGAAUAAAUUACCUGUAACUAAAAGAAAACUGUUCAGUAUUCUUUUUACUGCGCUUGUUAACGUGUACCAUAUGGUCUGUUAACAUAUGGAUCAGUUGGAAGCACAGUUUAUCUAUGCAUACAUGUAUACACUUUAAGAUGUUUUACCGGUAUAUAUCCCUUCUACAUGAUAUAGAUCUAUAACAUAUCUGAUGUAUACCUCAGCAAAUGUAAAUACUUGGCUUUUAAUCUCAAACUUCCAUUUGUCUACUUUUUAAAACUGGUAAUUAUUUUACUACAUUCCCAUAUAGUAGUAUUGAAUAACCGUUGCAUAUUUUUAAUAAUAAGAUAUAUAUUUCAUGUCAAAUUUAAUGAAAUUCAUGGACAUAACUUUCUGCUUCAGUUAACUUGAGAUUGUUUUAUAAUUUAAUUCAAAAUGGUUGAUAUUAUCUUGUCUCAUUUGUUUAUUUUAGUUUGGCAUGAAUGUUUGAAUAUUAACGAAUCUCCAUCUUGUUUAGAAAUUUUUCUGGUGAGGAAUAUUGGAUCUUAUAUAAAAGAGACUUAACAUUUUCUAUUGUUAUGAUAAUUAUAAUAUUGCAAAAGUUUUAUUUAUUUACACACCUUAGAGUUGUAUGAUAUUUAAUUUUAAUUUUUUUUUUUUUUUUACCUAUUAAUGUUUGAGAAAUUGUGAAAUUUUAGUAAUACAAUGGGCAUGUAGUUUUAUAAUGUACUAAACAAAUUGAUCUCCUGAAAAUAUGUUUUGUUUGAAUCUGCAGCACUGAUUGAAAAAGCGUAAUGUUUAUAACGUAUGGGUGAUGUUUUACAUGUAGUGUAUUUUAGAUGUACCCUAGCAUGUUCGGUUUCGAGAUCUAGUGCUAAGCUGUUGGAUGUGACAGAAAUACAAUAUAUAUUGUAAUUAAUUUGUGCAAAAUCCAAUCAGUUUUGUUUAUAGUUUAAUUCGUUACUCAUUGUUCGAUUAUUGUACUUUCCAUUUCUCAUGAGAUAGAUAACUUUUAACAAAUUAUUUUACUUCAUUUUAAUUCUCCGAGUUUAUUUGCCAGAGUUUUCAUACAUAUAUACACAAGUAUUGUUUAGAUUUAUGUAAUAGGAUAUUUUAAUAGAUUAAAUCCAUUAAAAGAAUAAUUAUGUUUAGUCAGGCUAACAUCAGAUGGUUUUAAACACUAAACAGCCACUUCUUCAAAAUCUCACUGUUUCCUAAAUAACGUCUCCCUGUUUGAAUCCUGGGUUUGAAUGACUUAAUAGGUGCCUUCCUAGGAGAGCCAUUUUAAAUGAAAUUAAGUAAUGAGAAGACCUAGCUAAAUUAGUUAUACAAAUAGUAAAACAUAAUAUUUUAUUUUUAUAACUACGCACAUAUACUCCUUUUUUGUUUUCAUCUCUCUCCGAGUUACUUAAUAAAUGCAGACUAUUUUGCUGUGAAUAUUGCUAGCUUAGGCCAAUAGUCUCAAGAAACCAUGAGAAAAUAAUUCUUGGAUUGUUUUUUUUUUCAGUUAGGACUUCUCUACGGGGUAGUCUUUCAGCUAUAGAAUUCUUUUUUGGUUCAUUGCAGUUAAAUAAAAUAUUUAUUCCUCAGAUUCAUUUCAUUUAUUAUGUCAUCUGAAGGCUGAUCAAUCAAAACCAGCUGUGCAUUUUACUUCUUAUUGAAUGGAUAACAAUAACCUUUGUUCAUUAUCAUGUUAGCAGCAUAACACAUUGAGUUUCCAUAUGGGGAUAUAUGAAAGUGUAAUAGCAUGCUACCAGAAAGACUUAAGCCUAGAUCACAUUAGACGAUGUGACUCAAUUGGAUGGUCAUGUCAUGAGCCAAGACUAUAUAAUGGCCGUUGUCUGCGACUGAAUGUCUCAAAUGUUGUCAGGCCAAUUAAAAAAAUAAGAUGCAGAUGACUGUUUUUUCAAUACACACUACACAAUAGGACUCAACCCAACAGUUGAGUUUGUCGCAUCAUAUAAUGUGAUCUAGGCUUUGCAUUUAAGAAGCAGGACAUACCAGAAAAAUAUGGAAUUCCUUUAGGGUUUCUUUUUAACUUUGUAUCAUACAUAAGAGUCUUAAUCAAAAUGAUUCUCUUUAAUGAAUUAUGUCUUUGUGGAUUACCGUUUGUUAAUUACAUUUUUGUUACAUGUAUUUGGAUUGGUCAGUUUAAUGAUCUAACAUUAUGACAUUCAGACUUUUAUUAUAAAUUAUAUACUCACCUAACAAGUAUCUGUGCACAUAUUGCAUGCGAGGUAUAUGUUUAAUGGUAAUAAAGGUAAAAUAAAACCAUUUUCAUGACAUUUUUUAUUGGGCAUUUGUAAACAAUAUCAGAUGAUUUGUAAAAUUAUAGUGUGUCCACAUGAGUCGUACAUUUUAUUGCAGUUUUAUUGCAUAUAAAAGGGGUGAGCCUUCCUUGCAGUUUGUAAUUCAUAAUCUAGUUUUCAGAAUGUUUGAACAAAUUGUAAAAUUGAAAGUUUGUGAAUAUCAAGAUAAAUUACUAAGAACCAUUCCCUGUUUUUGUCUUUUCAUCUCUUCCACACCUCAAGAUGUACACAAACAUGUUUAUAUUUACUCUUCACUUUCACAUUUUAUCAUUCCCCUUUCACUAUGGCAUGCUGUAUCAGGUGUAAAGAGUUUAGUCACAAAGUGGGUUAUUUUUAAUUGUGUAAAUAAACUAUUAUCCACAUUUAGAACAUGUAAUCAGUUAUAAUAAUACUGUUCCUAAGGAUUUUAUUGUGAAAGUAACUAGUUGUAUAGAAUAUAUAAUCAGUUUAUAUAAUGAUAAUAUUGAUAUAUUUUGUUAACUGUUCAGUUAUUAGAUUUUGGGUUAUGUUACAGUUAGUACUGUACUGUAGUAUUAGAAAUGUAUUUUUUAGGCUAAUUAAUGAAUUGUUAUUCAUGUAAUUGACAAUGAUUACCGAGAUUGCACAAUACUUUUAGUAUUUGUGUGUCUUUCUUUUUAACUGAAUAAAUUUUUAACAUUCA
This is a messenger RNA of Gigantopelta aegis, 5006 nucleotides long. Its product is annotated as universal stress protein PHOS34-like. The transcript has 5 exons. The coding region runs from base 127 to 639 and encodes 170 amino acids. Lineage: Eukaryota; Metazoa; Mollusca; Gastropoda; Neomphalida; Peltospiridae. The record is from RefSeq and is a predicted model, not a curated record.